AUGCUGCUCCGGCUUCUUCUCGUCACUUUUACAUACAGCUUUAGUACUAUACACGCUCACCCGAUCCAAAUUAUUCUGCAACGAGAGCAGGUCAAACGGUCGACCAUCCAAUCACAAAGCCUGUCUGUCGAAGCGAUCGUGGGAGUAAUCGCAGUGGUCGUGGCCAUUUUCGGAAUAGCGCUUCCCUUCAUCUGGCCCCACUUAAGAUCGAGGCUAGAUUCCCGCCGCCAUUCUCGCUCCCGGUACCGCUCCACAACAAACUCGAACGUCCUACUCGCUGAUCACCCAUGGCAGCACGCGAUGCCACGUUCCUCGGUCGAAUCUCAUGCAGCCGCCGGCCUAGGCGAGACUGGAAUCAGCCGACCACAACGCGCGCGAUCCGAUAACUGCGAACAACAGCGUGGGCUGAUACGGCGCACUCUUACGUUUUGA
Molecule: messenger RNA, 432 nt
Organism: Alternaria postmessia
Lineage: Eukaryota; Fungi; Ascomycota; Dothideomycetes; Pleosporales; Pleosporaceae
Exons: 2
Coding region: 1-432 (143 amino acids)
Source: RefSeq, a predicted model, not a curated record